AUGAAUGAGAAGUACAAGCUACUAAAGGAGACUCAUCAUCUGGAAUUCCAAAAGUCAUUGGUGAUACUGCGGUCGCAAGUAGCAGCCUUAACGUCUGAUGAAACGAGCAGUCAAGCACGAUCCAGUCACACGGAUCUUCGAAUUCCUUCAAUGUUGCAACAACGAAAUCACGCUUCUGCUUCACAGAAUGGUGCAAUAAUUUAUGGUAUUAGACCGACUGUUAAUAGC
Mesorhabditis belari is the source of this 228-nucleotide messenger RNA. The record is from the annotation of a GenBank genome assembly. Lineage: Eukaryota; Metazoa; Nematoda; Chromadorea; Rhabditida; Rhabditidae.